This is a messenger RNA of Linum tenue, 393 nucleotides long. Lineage: Eukaryota; Viridiplantae; Streptophyta; Magnoliopsida; Malpighiales; Linaceae. The record is from the annotation of a GenBank genome assembly.
AUGGGUGCCUUUGUGGAGAAUCUUGGAGUGUGCACGAUUACCCGAGCAGAGAUUAUGGCAGCUAUCCGUGGCUUGCAGAUGGCGUGGAAGAACGGGCAUAGGAAAGUUCUACUCCAAUUGGACUCCACUACUGCCAUCAACAUACUUACCUCGCAGGAUCAGACGGAGCACAGGUACCAUAAUCUGGUUUUCCAGUUUCAGAGAUUGCUCCAGCAGAACUGGGAAGUCAGAAUUUCCCACAUCUAUAGAGAAAGUAACAAAGUGGCGGAUUUCCUUGCCAAUAAAGGCCACUCUACUAGUAUAGGUUUUCAUGUUUUAGCGAGUCCAGACCCUGGUCUGUCCUUCUGGAUUCUGUAUGACGUUUUGGGUAUCUCCCAAACCCGGUUAAUUUAA